Molecule: messenger RNA, 723 nt
Organism: Nematostella vectensis (starlet sea anemone)
Lineage: Eukaryota; Metazoa; Cnidaria; Anthozoa; Actiniaria; Edwardsiidae
Product: 60S ribosomal protein L13a
Exons: 8
Coding region: 38-682 (214 amino acids)
Biological process (GO): translation; negative regulation of translation
Cellular component (GO): cytosolic large ribosomal subunit; ribosome
Molecular function (GO): mRNA binding; structural constituent of ribosome
Source: RefSeq, a predicted model, not a curated record
UGGCUCGUCCGCGGGCCGCCCCUCAUGUUCGCGGCCCAUGUGUAAGUUCUCUCUCUUUCUUCCACCGCUUGCAGCCAUGGGCUUCGAAAAGCAAAUUGUUAUUGAUGGCGCAGGCCACUUGCUCGGUCGGCUAGCCUCAACCGUAGCCAAGAGCAUCCUGUCAGGUCAGCGUGUUGUUGUUGUCAGAUGUGAAAAAAUCUGCAUCAGUGGAAACUUCUACAGAAACAAACUGAAGUACCUUGACUUCUUGCGGAAGCGAACCAACACAAAGCCCUCUCAUGGCCCGUUCCACUUCAGGGCACCCAGCAGAAUAUUCUGGAGAACAGUCCGUGGCAUGAUCCCCCACAAGACAAAGAAAGGCACUGAGGCCAUGAACCGUAUGAAGGUGUUUGAUGGUGUCCCUCCCCCAUACGACAAGGAAAAGCGUAUGGUGGUUCCAUCGGCUCUCAAGGUCAUCAGGUUGAAGCCUGGACGCAAGUUCUGUGUCCUUGGAAGACUAUCACACGAGGUCGGAUGGAAAUACCAGGACAUCCUGGAGACUCUUGAAGAGAAGCGCAAGGCAAAAUCUAAACUGUACUUCGAACACAAGAAGAAAGUCCAGAAGCUCAAGCAAACUGCUGAGCUCAACAAGGCCGAUGAGCUCAAGUCUGUCAACAAGACGCUUGCAGGCUAUGGCUACUGAGAUGCCCUUGUAGCUUUUGUGGAAUAAAUUGAAAUAUUGGA